Molecule: messenger RNA, 1212 nt
Organism: Cladocopium goreaui
Lineage: Eukaryota; Dinophyceae; Suessiales; Symbiodiniaceae
Source: the annotation of a GenBank genome assembly
AUGGUCGGUGCUAGAAAACAGGAGAGAUUUGUGAGCACCCUGAUGGCCGAGUGCAAGAUCGGUCCAUAUCGCCGCGGCGGCGGUGGUGAUGAUUUCUUCGAAAGGGACUCGUCAGAAGACAGGAUGCAUGGCAUGUUGGAGGAUGUCCAGCAAACCGUACACAAACUUGUUACGCAAGUGAAUCAACAGAAUCAACUAAGCCUUGAGGACCAAAAGGCGGAAAUUUGUGACUCCCAGAAGAUAGAGGCGACGGCUUCACCGCUUUCGGCGCCAGUCCCAGAGCAAGUUGCCCGAAACUUCCUGAAGGCUUUGCAAGCACAGUAUGUGCAAGGAACACAAAAUGCGGUUGGAGACUUUUUCAGCUCAGAAGGUCACGAGGAAACCCUCACAAAGUUUGAAGAUGAGGUGCGCGGAGCAGUGGAGAAAACAUUGUUUGCAUUUUUGAAGCUGCUGGGCACUGGACCUUGCUUUGGGGACUUCAAGAAGGAGAAACUUUCACCUGGCGUCAAUUUGAUGGACUUUUCCACGAAAUCCGCACUCUCAAAGCUUUUGGAAUUGGACUUUCACCCACCACAGCCUGGAAAUGCCAUCCCACAGGUUGACUCCAGCACUUGCGGCACUUUGGCUCUUGUGCAUCUCUUUCACUUGCUGAACCCUGGACUUAUGGUUCAUCCUGAUGUGCACACCAUCCACAAGUGGAUCCUCAGCCAACCUGGACUUGUUGGCAGUACCUUCGCAAAUGCCCUUGCGACUCUCUCGACUGACCAGUUCAACAAGCUGGUGCAUGUGUUGACCGAACAUGGAGUUCCUGAGAACAAAGCCGUUGACCGGGCCAAUUUGACCAUCCAAAAGCUUGGAGCGCCAGCCAUCAGUGCUAACAAGCCGGGCAUCACCUUCAGACUUGUUCAACCUGAUGAAUUGGCUGGACACGCUGAGAAGUCUGCCACCAAGAAGUAUGGUGCUGGAAUCGUCAAUCACAAGAACAAGAAGAAGGUUGAGAAAGGACCACAUCCUGCUCCUCACUUUGACCCUGAUGCUCUGCAACUUCACCCUGAUCAUUUCAAAGAUCCGGACGGCGACAUUGUGCCACAGAUUGCACUGGCUGACAUUGAGGCUGAAGCCCAUGGAAUUGCGAUUGCCACUCGUGAACAAGGACAACAAUGGCUCCAACACCAAGGCUCAAUCAGCACCCGGCAGCCCUGGCAAUCUUGA